Hansenula anomala is the source of this 1845-nucleotide messenger RNA. It is a transcript of the gene TMN3, whose product is annotated as Tmn3p. The transcript has 2 exons. Gene Ontology annotation, biological process: protein localization to membrane; vacuolar transport. Lineage: Eukaryota; Fungi; Ascomycota; Saccharomycetes; Phaffomycetales; Wickerhamomycetaceae. Gene Ontology annotation, cellular component: Golgi apparatus; membrane. The record is from RefSeq and is a predicted model, not a curated record. The coding region runs from base 1 to 1845 and encodes 614 amino acids.
AUGUCAGGAUGGACUCCAAACUAUUACGAAAAGGGAGAAAAAGUGAAUUUGCUGGUGAAUAGAGUCGAAUCAGAUACAACACAAUUGCCAUAUGCAUACUAUGAUCUUCCGUUUAUUUGUCCUCCAACUAAAGAUGCUAGACCUUUACAUCUAUCUCUAAAUGAAGUUAUAAGAGGUGAUAGAAUAUGGGGGUCAGAUUAUAUCCUAAAUUUCAACCAAGACGCCUCAUGUCAUAGGUUAUGUGAUCGUAUAACAAAGCCAGAUGCUAUAAAAAGAGCAGAUCAAUUGAUCAGAAGUGGAUACGUUGUUGAAUGGCAAAUUGAUGAUUUACCAGGUGCAACCACUUUUGUAAGCUCUACUGAUAAUAAAAAAUAUUAUGCGGCAGGGUUCCCAUUAGGAUUUGUUAGAGAUGGUGGAACAUUUAUUCAUAACCAUGUCAUGUUGGUUAUUAGAUUCCAUACUGAAAAGAAUGGUAAACGAACAAUUGUGGGAUUUGAGGUCUAUCCAAGAAGUGUGAAUGAUUUCCAUUGUCCUGGUGCUUCUAAAAACCAUGAUAAUUUUAAACUUGAUCUUGAAAAUAAAGAAAAUGUUGUGAUUCCGUUCACUUAUGCUGUUUAUUGGAGAGAAGAAGAUAAAGUUUCAUGGAGUGAAAGAUGGAACCUAUAUUACACUGGUGAAGUGAAUGAUGAUCAUAUCCAUUGGCUAUCAUUAAUCAACUCAUUAGUUUUGGUUUCUUUUUUAUCGGCUGUGGUUGGUGUUGUCUUGCUUAGAACUCUGAAUCGUGAUAUUCAAACUUAUAACAGUAGUAAUAUUGAUAUAGCUACUGGUAAUAUUGAUAUUGAGAGUGACAAAAGUGACAACUUCAACAAUUCAGGUUGGAAACUAAUCUCAAAUGAUGUUUUCAGAAAGCCUAAAAGACCAUUAUUACUUUCAAUUGCUCUAGCUGCUGGUGUCCAAGUGUUUUUCACAAUUAUUGGUGUUUUGAUUGUUUCCACAACAGGAUUAUUAGGUCCAAAUAUCAGAAACAGUGUAUUGAGUUGUGGAUUGACUUUAUUUAUCAUUGGAGGAACAGCUGCUGGUUAUUCAGGUAUAAGGUUUUAUAAAUCAUUUGUAAAUGAGGUUUGCAUCAAGAAUUAUAUUUCAUUUUCAAUUCUUUUCGGUGGUACAUUACCAUUUAUUGUUUUAAUUUCAGUUUUGAUUUUGAACUGUAUUGUUUGGGCUAAGGAUUCUUCAGUUGCUUUACCAUUCGGUACUGUUGUUUUAUUGAUUACAUUUCUUUUAAUUCUUGAAGUUCCAUUAUCAAUCAUUGGUGGUGUUUUAGGUAAUAGAAAACCACCAGCAAAGACUAAUGCAAAUUUAUCAACUAGUGCAAAAUCAAUUGGACCUCAACCAAAGUUUACAAAGUUCAUUUAUGCAAUUCCGGUCUUUGGAUUAAUUCCAUUUGGUACAAUCUAUGUUGAAUUAUUAUUUGUUUUCAGAUCAAUUUGGAUGGAAAAGACUUCAUUUUAUUAUAUGUAUGGAUUUUUAUCAUUCACCAUACUUUUAUUGAGUGUUGUUGUUGCUGAAAGUGUUAUUGUUGCUAUUUAUUUGUCAUUGAUAUAUGGUGAUUGGAAAUGGCAAUGGAGAUCAUUUUGGAUAGGUUCAAGUGUUGCUUGGUAUAUUGAAGUUUAUUCAGUAUAUUAUUUCUUUAGUCAUCUAAAAGUUACUGAUUUUUCAUCCAUAAUAUUGUUCUUCUCAUAUACAACCAUAUUGAGUGCAUUGAUUGGGUUGGCAACUGGUUCUUUAGGUUUAUUUGCUGCUUCAUUAUUCAUUUAUAAGAUCUAUGGAGCUAUAAAAGCAGAUUAA